Messenger RNA from Gadus morhua (Atlantic cod), 2853 nucleotides. RefSeq names its product transmembrane protein 53 (gene tmem53). Bases 241 to 1101 code for a protein of 286 amino acids. NCBI's taxonomy places the organism in Eukaryota, Metazoa, Chordata, Actinopteri, Gadiformes, Gadidae. The transcript has 3 exons. The record is from RefSeq and is a predicted model, not a curated record.
AAAUACAGCAAUCGCUACUCAAGUACACGGCAAGACCAGCCCAGGAAGAAGAACUCCGACCUAUCGAUGUGUGCCGAACCAAUACAUAACUAGCCCUGCAGGGAUAUUUUUUUCACUUCAAUUUCGUAAACGCUUUCUGACAUCAAGCUACUAUAUCAUUAUUUGACUUCUCAUCUCCCCAUUAACUACACCCAAAUGAGGAACAGAUUUUUCGACUGCAGUUGAUACAACCGUGAAGAAAUGGCAGACGAUGAGAUCGACUACAAUAUUGUGUUUCCAGAUGCAGUGACAUCGGAAAGACACUGGCAGGGGACAAAGGAGCCGGUUGUCGUUCUCCUGGGCUGGGCUGGUUGCAAAGACAAACACCUCUCCAAAUACAGCUCCAUCUACAAUGAGCAGGGCUGCGUGACCAUCCGCUACACGGCCCAGCUGAAGUCCGUCUUCAUCUCGGAGUCGUUCGGCUUCAAGGAGCUGAGUGGCACGGCCCUGAAGCUUCUGGAGGUGCUGUACGACUACGAGGUGGAGAACAGCCCCGUCUUCUUCCACAUCUUCAGCAACGGCGGCUUCAUGCUCUACCGCUACGUGGUGGAGCUGCUGCACAGCGACAAGCAGUUCAGCUCGCUGCGCGUCAUCGGCGCCGUGGUGGACAGCGCCCCCGGCAGCGCCAACGUGCGGGGCGCCCUGCGGGCCCUCACCGCCACCCUGGGGCCCAGGGUCAACCCGGUGCUGUGGUGUGUCCUGACGGCGCUGUUUGCCGUGACGGUGUUCCUGCUGCGCGUGGUGCUCUACCCCAUCACCAAGUACGUCCACCGGAACCAUUAUGACGCCAUGGCGGACCACCCGCCGCCCUGGCCCCAGCUCUACCUGUACUCCGGAGCCGACCGGGUCAUCCGGCACAAGGACGUGGAGGACAUGGUGGGGACCCUCCGGCGCCACGGGGUCCCGGUGGAGAGCGUCGACUUUGCGUCGAGCGCCCACGUCAGCCACUUCCGGGACUUCCCGGUGCAGUACACGCAGCGGUGCCGCGACUUCCUGGUGGCCUGCAUGGCGAGCGGGGAGGAGUCCCAGGGGAGGAGCAGACGGCUGGUUCAGGCACAGUGAGACCAGGGGGGUGGGACUGGGAGGGGGGGUCUGUGGUCUCCUGUUGGGAGACCAUGGAGGGGGGGGUCUCAACCUCCCUCUUCCCCCCUGCAUGGACCAAAGGGUGAGGAGGUAAAUUGGUAGAGUAGUCUGGCUGUUGGCUGAUCGCUGCUACGACUACACGCACCUCUACAGAAUCGAGCUAGGAUGGGAGCUAGUAAAUCUCCCCCGAGUGAUUGUUGAUUGGUUCAUUGGAAAUUUUGAGACAUUUAACUCCUAGCGGUUCCUGUUUCACUUCCUGGUUCACAUUCAAGUUCUCGUUGAACAAGGCUUUAGACGCUGUCUGUAGAAACUGAUUGCUACACUCACUGUUUGCUUGCAUAACCUUUUAAAACACACACACACACACACACACACACACACACACACACACACACACACACACACACACACACACACACACACACACACACACACACAGGCUCGCUCUAUCCGUAUGUACCUACGGCACUACUGUAUUGUAACACAUGUAGAAAAUGAACACUAUGGCUUACACUGGAUAUAUGUAUUCCAAAUUGACUUGACACCAUUGUCUGCCUUGAGUAUAUAAUCAUGAAACCAUUUUGACAGUGUUUAGGAGUCUUAACACCAUUCUUUGUUACUGUUACAAGAGCCCAUCUUUAUUUAGAAAGUAUAUUGUGAUGGAUAUUCUAAGUAUGUCCAGAUAGAAAGUGAUAAUAUUAUGCCCAGUCAGCCACUUGUUUUAAGUGACUUUAAGAGUGAAUUUAUGAAUUUAACGGCUUCAAUAUUACUCUGUGUAGGCUAUUGCCUUUUAUUCAGGCUACCCAAUGGAUUAUGUUUAAGUGCUGCAGAAGAUGAAGGGAGUGGAGUUCUGUUGUAUUAAUGUGAUAUAACUUCUACAACAUUGGGUUGGAUUAAUGUGAAAAUUAUGCUUAUUGAUUCACAACGUUGUGGUUAAAUAUAAACGCGAAAGUAACUUCAAGCUUGAAUCUUCUAGGCAUUGAUCAAUCAAUCAAUCCUUACAGCACUUUAAUUUACUAAAAACCAGUCCAGUCUUAUUAUGCAAUUUCAGUUACACAUUUUUCUAAAUAAUCCAUCAUUAGCUCAUCUCAAAUUUAAUAAAAUAAAUCUGAAUUAUUCUCUAAUGAUAAAUAUAUCUAGGCCUGUGUUUUAAAAAGAGCAUGUUCUUUGAAUAAUAAUGAGUGACAGUAAACUUAUACAGAGAUACAUUUAGAUAUUAAGACAUCAUUUAGUAUAAUUAUUUUAUUUCCCAUAUCGUUUCCAACGGACAAGCCUGUCUUUCCUCUUACCAACGGACUUGAUUUGAGUAACGGACAGGACGUUCAGUGACCUCCAACGGUCUAUAGAGGGCAGCCUUUAUCCACAUUAGCCCUGCACAGUGCAGCCGGACGGUGCAUUCAAUUUGAACAAUGAUAUUUUGUUAUGGGUUCUCCCAAGUGCGCAAAUAAAGGCUGUGUACCAGCAUUGCGUCUACAGAAGCCAUUGUAUGAUUUAAGUGUUUGUUUGUUGUGCAGUACACAAGGAAAGGGAGGCAUUAGAUUGGUAGGAAAGGUUUUUUUUUGGUAUGAAGAAAAGCAUCUUAACAAACAUAAAACACAAUCACCAUUCCGUUUGAAAGCUUUUUGGUUGUAUAUAUUUUUUACAGUUCCAGGAAUUGUGUGUUAUGUAGGCUACUUUAUUUUAAAAAAUAAAUAAAUCGAGGUGGCCUGAGGCAUUUCCUUUGUUAAGUUA